Molecule: messenger RNA, 918 nt
Organism: Bufo gargarizans (Asiatic toad)
Lineage: Eukaryota; Metazoa; Chordata; Amphibia; Anura; Bufonidae
Product: vomeronasal type-2 receptor 26-like
Exons: 1
Coding region: 1-918 (305 amino acids)
Biological process (GO): G protein-coupled receptor signaling pathway
Cellular component (GO): membrane
Molecular function (GO): G protein-coupled receptor activity
Source: RefSeq, a predicted model, not a curated record
AUGGGAACAUGCUUAGUGUGUCCUAACGAUGACUGGUCAAAUGGAAGAAGAGAUUCCUGCGUUCCAAGACCGAUUGAAUUCCUGUCUUAUGGAGACACACUGGGGUCAUCUCUAAUUAUUAUAAAUCUUACAUUUUGCCUUGUGACUAUAGUUGUGUUGGCGAUAUUUAUAAAAAACAAAGAUUCUCCAAUUGUGAAAGCCAAUAACCAGAAUCUCAGUUUCAUACUUCUCCUCUCACUCAUCUUCUCAUUUUUAUGUCCUCUCUUAUUCAUUGGACGUCCCUCAGAUAUAUCAUGUCUCCUCCGACAAGUGACUUUUGGAAUCAUUUUUAGCCUUGCAGUUUCUUCAGUCUUAGCUAAAACAGUGACUGUAGUCUUAGCUUUUCAAGCCAUUAAACCAGGCAGGACACUGAGGCAGUGGAUGAAGAGACACCUCUCCACAUCCUUACUUGUUAUAGGUUCAUCUGGAGAAGUUUUGAUCUGUGUCCUCUGGUUGUUUUAUUCUCCACCAUUCCCAGAUUAUAACACUGGACUAGAGGUUGGAAAGAUAAUCUUACAAUGUAUUGAGGGAUCUGCCAUUGCUUUCUACUUGUCCAUUGGCUACAUUGGAUUUCUGGCAAUGAUGAGCUUUAUUGUAGCUUUCUUGGCCAGAAGACUUCCAGACACCUUCAAUGAGGCUCAGUACAUCACCUUCAGCAUGCUGGUCUUCUGCAGUGUGUGGAUCUCCUUCAUCCCGGCCUACCUCAGCACCAAGGGGAAGUACACGGUGGCUGUGGAAGUUUUUGCCAUCUCCUCUUCCAGUGCUGGACUUCUGGGCUGUAUCUUCAUUCCCAAAUGUUACAUUAUUCUAAUGAGACCAGAACUCAACACAAAGUCCAAUAUAAGGGUCAUAAGAAGACAUUGUACAGGAGAAUUUUGA